AUGAAUCCUUUCCUUGAUCCUCACGGCCUCAUCAGGGCGUGUGGUCGGGUGAUGGCCUCCGAAGUCCUCCAAUAUGAUGAACGGCAUCCGAUCUUUCUUCCAUACAACUGUCAGUUGGCGUGUCUCCUUGUAUCCUUUACGCAUCGCAUAUCCUUGCACGGCGGUAAUCAGCUAAUGGUACGCCUGAUCCGCUCAAAAUUCUGGAUACCAAGGGUCAAGAACUUAGUCAAGUCAGUAAUUUUCUCCUGCAAAAUAUGUGUGAUCUACAAAAAGAAGCUGCAGACUCAACUCAUGGGCGAAUUAGCGAAGGAAAGAACGUCCUUUUCGCGGCCCUUUACGUACUCAGGCAUGGAUUAUGCCGGACCGUUUGACAUAAAGAACUACACCGGGAGAGCCUGCCUGAUUACCAAGGGCUAUGUGCUGGUGUUUGUAUGUUUCUCCACGAAGGCCAUCCAUUUAGAGCCUACUUCGUACCUCACAACAGAGAAAUUUCUCCAGCAUUCGCCCGAUUCGUUUCGCGAAGAGGGUGCCCUCGACAAGUUCAGUCGGACAAUGGGAAGACCUUCGUUGGGGCAGCCGCAGUGCUGUCGCGUGAAUUUCUGCAAGCUGUCAAGGAGAGCCCCGCACAUGGGAGGAUUGUGGGAAGCUGGAGUUAAAAGCUUCAAGACGCUGUUUUAUAAAUCCACAGCCACUCGAAAGUAUACGUUCGAAGAACUUUCCACAUUGCUGGCCAAGAUUGAGGCCUGUCUAAAUUCGCGUCCACUCGCCCCGAUGUCCGAAGACCCCACAGACUUGUUAGCACUCACGCCAGGUUAUUUUCUUGUAGGUGGACCCCUUCUCGCCACCGUCGAACCCGAAAUAAAGGGUGCGUCCACUUCAAUUAUCAACCGGUGGCAGCAACUUAAGGCUUAA
Messenger RNA from Drosophila kikkawai, 912 nucleotides. The record is from RefSeq and is a predicted model, not a curated record. NCBI's taxonomy places the organism in Eukaryota, Metazoa, Arthropoda, Insecta, Diptera, Drosophilidae.